This is a messenger RNA of Thermothielavioides terrestris NRRL 8126, 988 nucleotides long. RefSeq lists its product as uncharacterized. The transcript has a single exon. Gene Ontology annotation, molecular function: FAD binding; nitric oxide dioxygenase [NAD(P)H] activity. The record is from RefSeq and is a predicted model, not a curated record. The coding region runs from base 15 to 866 and encodes 283 amino acids. Lineage: Eukaryota; Fungi; Ascomycota; Sordariomycetes; Sordariales; Chaetomiaceae. Gene Ontology annotation, cellular component: intracellular anatomical structure. Gene Ontology annotation, biological process: cellular response to nitrosative stress; nitric oxide catabolic process.
GGCUGCUGGCCAAGAUGUUGAUCGGCCGCGAGGCCCAGAUCUACAAGGACUUCGACAGUUGGCCAUCGUGGCGCAAGUUCAAGGUCGACAGAGUGAUCCCCGAGUCGGACGACAUCUACUCGUUCUACCUGGUGCCGCUGGACGGCAAGAAGCUGCCCAAGUUCUUCCCCGGCCAGUACGUGUCGCUGCGAAUACCCACGCCCGACGGCUACAUGCAGGCGCGCCAGUACUCGCUCAGCGAGUCCUGGAGGGAGGACUACUACCGUAUCAGCGUCAAGCGCGACGAGGGGGCGCUCUACGCCAACUCGGUCUCCACGUCCUACUUCUACCCGGGGCUCGUGUCUAACAUGCUCAUCGACCACAUGACACCCGGCUCCACCGUCGAGCUGUCCCACCCGGCCGGCGAAUUCUUCCUCGACGUCAACAACACCAGCACGAUGCCGAUCGUGCUGAUCUCGGCCGGCGUCGGUGUCACGCCCAUGGUGGCCAUCGCCAACACCGUCGCCCAGACCCAGCCCGGGCGGCCCGUUUCGUGGAUCCACAGCUCCCGGCACAGCGUGCCAUUUGCGGAGCACCUGGCGCAGCUGCAGCGAGAGAACCCCAACUUCCGCACCUGCAUUUUCAAGACACGAGUGACCAGCAGCGACGUCGCGGGCGUUACGUACGACUACGGCUGCCGCAUGGACCUCGCCAAGCUCGACCCGCAAGACCUGCACCUGCAGAACAGCGGGACCGAGUACUACAUCUGCGGCCCGGAGCAGUUCAUGCUCGACAUCUCUGAGUACCUCGAGGCACGGGGCGUUGCGGCGGCGCGCAUCAAGCUGGAGCUCUUUUCAACGGGCGAUUUGACGCUCAAACACAAAUGAGGAGGGAGUUGGAUGAUGGACUGGGGCUUGAGAUGACUUGAGGAGUGUGUUGUGCUUGCGCCAGUAUUCUUUUUGCUGUUAUUUGAAGGGCUAAACGGUCAAGAGCUCACGUCUCAGGGCAC